GCAGAGUACCGGCUGCUGUCAGGUAAGACAGGCGCGACCACUUCGUUGCGCUAAAUAACAUACAGAGAAGGUGUGCCUUUUGUGGCGGAAUGUCAACCCGAAUCUGCGUGAAGUGUAAUGUUGGACUCUAUGACAGAUGUUUCAAAGCAUUUCAUCGCCAGUGAUAAGUGGAGAUAUAUAUUACACAAAUUAUAGACAGGUGAUUGGAUUGUCAUAAACAUGCAGAAAAACAUACAUUCGUGCAUAUUUGGAAGUAAAUGUGUCAUUACUGAAAGAUGGAAUAUAUACGAAUAUGGAUAUCUUAUGUGUCUGGCGUCCCAAAUUUGUGACAUGACUAAAAUUGCAUAAAGCAAUGAUAUUCCAAUAGUGCAUAUCAUUAUAAAGUUGUUUAAUAGCAUUAUUAUUAUAGUUCCUUACAGUUUUUAAUAAAAUUGCAAAAACAAAUAAUUUGGUCAUUAAUGGGUGUUAAAGUUGUCGGAACACAUUGUUUUUUAGCACUUAACAUAUUCUUUUGUUCUCGAUAAUUAUUUUCUUUAUGUAAACUAACGCGUGAUCAUUAUGGCUAUCUCCUGACGUUGAAGAAAGAAAAGCUCAUCGAUGCAUGAAUGCUUUGCAUGUUUAUACACAAAAAAGAUAUCUAGACAAGAAACAUUUAUUGUCACUUGUGAAAUCCGGAGUCUUUAAAGUGACAGAUUAACAGCAAAAAAUUCUCAAUAAGAUAAGCGCUUUGUCAUAAGACAUGAAUUAUGAACAACGCGCGUCGUAAUUAUCCAAUGUCCUUAAUCAAUAGAACCUCGUUUUAUGUAUAUUAAAAUAUAAUUAAGAGCAAGUUUGCCUUAAGAAGUUGUUCUAAUAUUUGAUCAACUUUCCGUCAGGAAGACAGGCUAUCGGGGGCUAUUAUAUCAAGCACGUCUUAAUCCUCAACUCGGAAGGACGGUGUCAGAUGAGUAAAUCCUUAAAAGUAAGAUAAACACAAUAUCUACCGUAGACUGUUUGCUUAAUGAAUUUACAGAGUUCGUCUUGAUUUCACCGUUUAUAUUGCCCGCUGAUUAACGAUCAAGAUAGAAGAUUGGAAAAAAGUGAAUCUGAAAGAUAGUCGACCGCGAAAGGUACACGCACGAGGAACUUGUGAUAUUGUGAGAUAAGUGUCGUCGCCAUUACCAGUAAAGUGUGCUUGAAAACAUAAAACGUUGUAGGUUCUACGCCUAGGACGCCGGUGCCCGGAACCUCCAGUACUGAUAUUGGUGACGUUUUUACUCGGGACGCUAUACCCGCGAGCGGUCAAUUUUCUGGUCUCUCCACUUCCAACAAGAAGCCUCGCGUCGGACUGAAGACAGUCGCAACAAUAGUAAAACUUAGCGUCAGCAGCAAGGAUUUCACUAAGUAUGGGAAACAAAACCAUAGUCGUUUAACACCGGAUUCGCAACGUCGAUUAACACCGGAUUCUCAACGCGCGCAGAAAAUGCGUCGGAGCACGUUCGCCGACAUCAGCCAGAUCUCUUCCGGUGAUAUCAGACGCGGGAGCCGGCAGUUACGGAAGACGAUCGGUAGUACAGUGUCGCGGGAGACGGAAAAGAGUAGAGAAAACUCGACGUUGCUUAACAUGGCGGUACGAGAGGAAAUCCACAGACGGCACCUGAUGGAGAAGAUGAGGUUCAUUUUCAACUUCAGCAUUCUAUUGAGGAGAUGGUGGCUUAGGCACUCCGUCAACGUGGUGUCCCAGACCCACCCGUUCUACCAGCAGUUCCAGAUGAUCAACGAAUCCCCACAGCACGGAACACCGGGGGAUAAUGCAAUCGACUUCAAAGCGUCCUACUUCAAAGCAAACAAACAGAGGCGUAUGCCCCAGGAGUCGGUGCGCAUCCUGUCUAUGGACCCGGAUCAAAGGACCGCAGACGAGGUGUACUAUGCAAUGAUUGCUCUACGGGGUAACGAGUGUUUUGAGGAUUACCCGUUACGGAUGCAAGAGGCACUUGCAAGACACGGCAUGUUCCAAAGCUUUGGGUCAAGACGAAUUAUAAUAAAACAGGGACAAUCUCCAGUUUUCUUCUACUUUAUACUCCACGGGACAGUUGUCGUUGCCACCAUAGAAACAGGCGAGCCCUAUGCAAAAACAAGGGUGACUUUAAGAAGAGGAGAAAACUUCGGAGAGUUGGCCAUAGCCCAGAGAAUACCGCGGCAGUCUACAGUGAUAACCAUGGAGUAUACAGAGUUCCUGACGAUCGACUGUGACACCUACGAAAACAUUUUCAUGGCAGGUGGAGUAAAGACCCUCAAUGAUCCGGACCACAACAACUUCAUGAAGUCAUUAUAUUUCCUGAAAGACUGGCCUAUAGAAAUAUUGAAGGACAACACAAAAGCCAUGAAAUUUUGUUAUUUCGGUCGCGGCAAGUUGAUGGUGAAGGACAGCAAUACAUCCGAGUGGAUUUAUAUCGUUAAAUCGGGUUCUCUUCGAGUGUACAAGAAGCUGAAAAAAUGCUAUCCGACGGUCAACCAACGGACCGGAAACCACAUCAUGCGCGCGCACGUGGACGGCUACCACAGUUUCAUGAGCCAGGAGUCGGAGUACCACCGGUACGCCAUGUACAACAACGUCAAUCUGCCGCCGCCACUGUGUCCAGAUAGCGAGCCCGAGGAGGACGACGACGAUGACGACUUGGACUACUGUUAUAGUUUUAAGGGAACGCACGAAGAAAAGGAGAAUCUGUUGGCACUUCCGCUGAUGCAGCGCGUGGAGCGACUUAUCCGGCCACGUACGGCGGAGGGUGGCGUGCUCGCCACAUACGGUCAGUCCAAGCACGCCACCGUCGGCCGACAGCGAGCCGCAGCGUCCGCGAAGGAGGCGCGGCGGCGUCCGGUACUCAGACCCGCUCUGGUAAAGAACCCGUCUCCUCGAACUACUUCCUCCGUUUCCAACGUGACGAGCGACAUCAGCAUUGAGGUGUCGUCUGCCACACCGGAUAUGGCUGAUGGAAAGAGAACUCUCGUGGACGACUUCGAGAAAGCCUCCAGAUUGAAGAAUGCUGAACACGAAAAGCGACUUCAGACUCCGGAUGGUAAACCCUCUCCGCGGUUGCGUCCCAACGCUGACGUUAAUCCGCACGCGCUCAGUACACGUCAUAAUGUGUUUGUUACUGACGUGAAAAGGGAGAUGACGGAAGCAGAUAAAGACCCGGAGUUUGUUCUCAUACAGACACUGACAAAGGGACAGGCUUUCGGAAUCCAGCAAGUUCUGAUCGAGAGUCAACCAAGCUUGACCUUGGUCAGCGCAGGCGCAGAGUGUAUUCUUCUGAACAAGAAGUUCUUCAAAGAACACGUGGACCCGAAUAUGUUACAGAAACUAAAAUCACAGGUCUCGCCGUACCCAAGUGACCAAGAACUCCAAACUAAUCUACAGACUCGGGUGAAUUGGUUGCGAUUCAGGAAAAUAACUUUAAAUAAUUUAAUGGCAGAACGUAAUGACGGGAGACCACAAAGACUUAAACCAAAGAGAAAAGUGUUUGCGUUUCAUUAAAAAGGAAUACAAUCUUUAGCUCAUAUUGCAAUUACGUUUACACGUUCAAUUUUAUUUUGCAAAACCGUUACACAGAAUACUAUAUAAAGUAUUCAUCACUAGAAGGUCAUACAUGAACAUGUUUAAGAAUGCUUAGAUAGGAAUCCCUUGAAAGCGUUGGCCAAGUUGCAUUAAUAAAACUCAUACUACAAAUUAACAGUAAUAUAUGAA
This is a messenger RNA of Dreissena polymorpha, 3724 nucleotides long. RefSeq lists its product as uncharacterized. Lineage: Eukaryota; Metazoa; Mollusca; Bivalvia; Myida; Dreissenidae. The transcript is spliced from 20 exons. Bases 1463 to 3514 code for a protein of 683 amino acids. The record is from RefSeq and is a predicted model, not a curated record.